Molecule: messenger RNA, 633 nt
Organism: Effrenium voratum
Lineage: Eukaryota; Dinophyceae; Suessiales; Symbiodiniaceae
Source: the annotation of a GenBank genome assembly
AGCAGAGUUGCUCGUUCGCUUUGGUCCAUUUCAGAUUGCAUCUCUCCGACCUUCGCGAUGUCCAGCCCUUGGGAUUGCGUGUGCGAGUUCAUUCGCUCCCAGAGCGCGAACCUGCAGAGCAUCAUGGAGGGCCUGUCGAAUCAGCACACCAUCAGUGAUCUGGAUACCAGCGACACGCUGACCCUGAACAGCGGCAUGUCGCCCUUGCACCUCUUCAUGUUCUUGCUCCUCGCCGUCUGGGGCUUCCUCUACGUGAACGGCCGUCAGACUGAGCAGGCAACCAAAGCCAUGGGCGGCGGACCCCCAAGCGGCACUGGAGGCGCCUCCGGCUCCGGCGCCUCCGGCUCUGGGUCAUCGGGCUCCGGAUCUUCCUCCAGCUCUGGCGGGGCGGGAGCCGGCCACUGCGACUCCGAGCUGUUCUGAGCUCGAGGCUACCACGAUGCUGGUAGAUCAAGGAGGCCCAACGGCCUGAAGGGAUCGUAGUCCGAUCCUUUCACGCGAAGGAAGGUGAUGAGGUGAGUAGCAAGCCUGGAACUUGCAGCAGAUGCCUUCAGCCUUUGGCAUCGAGAGAGCCAUCUUUGCUAGAUGGUCUGUGCUGGCAGCAGUCUGUUUCGGCCCAUUUCCAAUUCCGCA